CACGUCCACUCACAAACCACGCAGGAAACCUCAGAAAAUCACCGUACGCGACGCGGGCCCAAGAAAACCCCGACAGAAACCGCGCAGCAGCAACACCACCACCGGCGUCGGAGAUGGCGUUCCGGCUGAGCAACAGCCUGCUCGGGAUCCUGAACGCGGUGACGUUCCUCCUGUCGGUGCCCGUGCUGGGCGGCGGCAUCUGGCUGGCGACGCGCGCCGACGGCACGGAGUGCGAGCGCUACUUCUCGGCGCCGGUGAUCGCGUUCGGGGUGUUCCUCCUCCUCGUCUCCCUCGCGGGCCUCGUCGGCGCCUGCUGCCGCGUCAACUGCCUCCUCUGGUUCUACCUCGUCGCCAUGUUCGUCCUCAUCGUCGUCCUCUUCUGCUUCACCGUCUUCGCCUUCGUCGUCACCAACAAGGGCGCCGGCGAGGCCGUCUCCGGCAGAGGGUACAAGGAGUACAGGCUCGGCGACUACUCCAACUGGCUGCAGAAGCGGAUGGAGAACAGCAAGAACUGGAACAGGAUCAGGAGCUGCCUCCAGGACUCCAAGGUCUGCAAGAAACUGCAGGACAAGAACUGGGAUCGGACCCAGUUCUUCAAAGCCGACCUCUCCCCGCUCGAGUCCGGAUGCUGCAAGCCACCCAGCAGCUGCAACUUCCUCUACGUCAGCGGCACGAACUGGACGAAGGUGCCCACCAACUCGUCGGACCCGGACUGCAACACGUGGGUCGACGACGGCACGCAGCUGUGCUACAACUGCCAGUCGUGCAAGGCCGGCGCGGUGGCGACCCUGAAGCGGGACUGGAAGCGCGUCGCCGUCGUCUGCAUCGUCUUCCUCGUCUUCAUCGUCAUCGUCUACUCCCUCGGCUGCUGCGCGUUCAGGAACAACCGGAGGGACAACCGCGGCGCCUAUCGCGGUGCCGCGUGGAAGGGCGGAUACGCCUGAUUUCAUUCGAUCGAUCGAUCGAUUUGCACGGCGUAAUUGAUUGGCAUGUUCAUGCGAUCAUGUCAGAUAUCUGUUCAUAGGCUUAGCUCUGAUAUUCUAGCCCUGUACAGGCGAGAUUAUUCUGGGUUCUGAUCAUCUGCUUGUUACUCUUUGAUCAGGAGUAGUAGGUUUCUGUAUGCAGUUCUUUGAUGCAACUUAGUUGCACCCUACAUCAUAUUUGUACUCGAUCGGAUUUAUUUCAUAUAUGUAAUAUAGUAUUCCUUUUUAUUUGUUUUUCA
Oryza sativa Japonica Group (Japanese rice) is the source of this 1222-nucleotide messenger RNA. Its product is annotated as tetraspanin-8. Gene Ontology annotation, biological process: auxin-activated signaling pathway. Gene Ontology annotation, cellular component: plasma membrane; plasmodesma. The record is from RefSeq and is a predicted model, not a curated record. Lineage: Eukaryota; Viridiplantae; Streptophyta; Magnoliopsida; Poales; Poaceae.